GCAGUGUGAAAACAACGGCGAUCCGACGACUUUGAAAAUCGUGCGGUGUGAACUCGGCAUAACGGAGGGGCGUUUUCCACCGUGGGUACCUGAUUUACUUACGUCAACCGGUUGUGUUUGGGGGUGGGGUCAGGUAAGGGGCAUUGUUUUCAUUGCAUGAUUUAGAAACAACCCCAAUUUAGAAAUGCACACUUUUGUUUAGCAAAGACCGCUAUACUUUUAUCAUCCCAGAGCCAAGCUUUGUUUUCGGUUCCUUACUGCGAAUCGGUUCAGAAGAACUGUCUAGUGAACUCUGAGGAUGGAUAUAUUGUUGGCACUGAAGACGAAUGUAGUGUCUGUUGUCAUGGCUGUCUUGGCUCUGAUAUUGCUGUGGAAGAUUCGAGGAAAGCAGAGCAGUUUUGAGCGGCUCCCUCCAGGACCUGCGCCUAAUCCACUGCUGGGAAAUUUAUUUCAAUUUAAUAUCAAGGAAGCCUACAAAUAUUACCUAGAGCUGAGUAAUAAGUAUGGCUCUGUUGUCACCAUCUGGUUGGCAAACACUCCUGUGGUGAUCAUUUCUGGAUAUCAAGCCCUAAAGGAUACUAUGAUUGGUCUUGGUGAAGAAUUCAGCGGCAGGGCCAUCUAUCCUCUGUUGAUGAAGUCCACUUAUGGAUACGGUGUUCUGUCCACCAGUGGAUACCGAUGGAAGGAGAUGCGCAGGUUCACUCUUAUGACACUGAAGAACUUCGGAAUGGGCCGCAGGAGCAUCGAGGAACGAGUCAGGGAGGAGGCUGAGAAUCUUGUGGAAAUGUUUAAAAAAUGUGAAGGCUCUGCAUUCAGCCCUGUGGACAUGCUGUUUAAUGCUGUAAACAAUGUGAUCUGCAGCAUUGUCUUUGGGAAUAGGUUUGAACUUGAGGAUCCACAGUUUAAGUCUCUCCUUCGAACUGUGAAUACUUACUUCACUAUUCUCAGUAGCCCUCUUGGACAGAUCUAUAAUGUAUUCCCUAGGUUAGUCAGUCUCUUUCCCGGUAAACACCAUCAGCUGUUUAAAGACCUAGAAGAGGCCAGAGAGUAUUGCAAGCAUGAGGCACAGGCUCGGAUGAAUACUUUGGAUCCCUCAUGCCCACAGGACUUCAUUGAGGCCUUUGUGUUAAAAAUGAAAGAGGAGAAAGACAAUCCUGACACAGAAUAUCAUUUUGGCAACUUGGUUUCUAUAGUAUGGAACAUGUUUAGUGCCGGCACAGAAACCACUUCAUCCACCGUCAGAUACGCUGUGCUUCUGAUGAUGAAGCACCCAGACGUUCAAGAGCGUGUUCAGCGGGAAAUUGAUGAGGUUGUAGGACAGGACCGCUGGCCCUCAGUAGAGGACAGACAGAACCUGCCGUAUACAGAUGCUGUAAUCCACGAGAUUCAACGGUAUAUGGAUCUUGCCCCCAUCGCUAUCCCACACAAGAUGAUGUGCGACACUGAAUACAAUGGUUAUAUAAUUCCUAAGGGGGUCAUGGUUUUCCCUCUGCUAUCCUCUGUGCUUAUAGACCCGAAACUGUGGAAGAACCCAAAUUGCUUUGAUCCAGAGAACUUCCUGGAUUCAGUUGGCCGAUUUCAGAAAAAUGAUGCAUUUGUUGUAUUUGGCAUGGGCAAGCGUGCGUGUCUUGGUGAGGCUCUGGCUCGCAUAGAACUCUUCAUCUUCUUCACUUCCCUCCUUCAGCAUUUCACCUUCAAAGCCACAGUGCCACCAGAGGAGCUCGAUACAACACCUAAAAAUUGCAGUUUUGGCCGCAUGCCCCGCACAUACGAGUGCUAUGCCAUUCCCAGGAAAUAGAGGAACAUGCCCACAAAACGAACAAAGAAAACUUCCAACAUAUUCUCAUUUCAGUUUGAUGCUUUAAUGGAAAUAAAUAUGUCCAAAAU
Sinocyclocheilus rhinocerous is the source of this 1887-nucleotide messenger RNA. RefSeq names its product cytochrome P450 2M1-like. The record is from RefSeq and is a predicted model, not a curated record. Gene Ontology annotation, cellular component: cytoplasm; intracellular membrane-bounded organelle. The transcript is spliced from 9 exons. Bases 299 to 1798 code for a protein of 499 amino acids. Gene Ontology annotation, biological process: xenobiotic metabolic process. NCBI's taxonomy places the organism in Eukaryota, Metazoa, Chordata, Actinopteri, Cypriniformes, Cyprinidae. Gene Ontology annotation, molecular function: iron ion binding; oxidoreductase activity, acting on paired donors, with incorporation or reduction of molecular oxygen, reduced flavin or flavoprotein as one donor, and incorporation of one atom of oxygen; heme binding.